Molecule: messenger RNA, 627 nt
Organism: Enterobius vermicularis (human pinworm)
Lineage: Eukaryota; Metazoa; Nematoda; Chromadorea; Rhabditida; Oxyuridae
Source: the annotation of a GenBank genome assembly
AUGGAUAGUCAGCAGGGAAGCGGUAUCGCAGUAGAAAAAGUCGGUACAAAUUACUAUGACUUGAAUGAUAUUAUUGCCUGUAAUUCAAGUGUUAGCUGUUCAUUUGGUCGCACUAAUCCUAAAGGUAUUUUGGCUUUAACCGGCCAAUCAGUUACAAACUUGAGCGUUAGUAGAGGGUACAGGGCUGACAUCCCACUCUUUCUGGCACAAACCGUUUAUAGAACAGGUCUUGGAAGGAUCUAUCUAACUUUUCCGUUCAAUAACCGUGCACAAGAUGUGCUUCAAGCAGACCCCGAAAAUAUUAAUUUGGAGGCUCUCCACCAACAUUUCUAUCGGACAGGGCAACGUCUUGCAGUAAUUGCAGGCAUGCUUUCCACUCUCUUUUGUUUAGUUUACAAAGGCGAAGCAGAGCGACUUGCAGAAACACUGCUGAACACGUUUCUGCGUCGCCUACCUAAGAUAAUAACCACGGCGGUGAACAGCUAUGCUAAGCCAAGAAAGUUGGACAGUAUUGAGAAACGGAUACAUGCGAUUGGAAUGUAUACGGAAGCUUUAAUGACUGACUGGUUUGAUUUUAUUGAGGAAGGCUGUAAAAGGAGAGCAACUUCACUGAAACUUUCCUUAUAA